AUGUGGCCCCUGCGCAGAGUGGACCCCUGGAGGGGUAGCCGAAGAACGUUCAGCAACAACACAGGGGAGUAUUCGUCCAGCAUCAGCCGAAUCUUUAACAAGCUGAAUGGGAGGUUGAAUGAGAAGCUAAAUGGGAAGUUAAAUGGAAGGGGGGCCAACAGAGGGGGAGACAACCCCCCCGAGGGGAAGCAGUGGGGACAUACUGAUAGGUUACUUGCGGCGGAUCCUAUUGUGAAACAAUUCGAAGGAGCAGUAAAUAAAAUGGAGCUGAGUAGAAUGCUCGGACGGGACCUGUCCUACUGCAUGAAUAUUUUAUCCAAGAUAGAGUAUUUUAGAGGACACCCUUUUUGGGUCAGGGCAUGUAAUCGGUUGGUGAAGGGACACAUGCUACACAGGAUAAACGAAGGAAGUUACUUUAUAAUGGCCAAUUCGCUGAGUAAAGUGGAUCUUCUUUUUGGUGGUGUAGUCCAGGAGGGAAAGAAGCAGACGUCGGAAGGAGUUACAGGAGAGAGGGUUGAAUCUCCUUUUAAGUUCAUCUGCUUCGAUGGCGAUGUCACAGUGGAGAAGGGGAAGACAACAUGUCGAAAGAGUUACCACCAAGUGUAUGACGAAAUAGCGUUUAGAUUUCUCCUCCAGUUGGAGUCCAUGGAUGUGGAUUGCAUAAGUUGUGUUCUAAACAUGUUCGCUAAGCUGAACGUGAGGGAGUAUAAUCUGUUGGGUUACUACUUAGCUGAUUAUGUCGUGUUGGAAGAGUUGAAGUUAGUUCAGGGGGGGGAAAGUAUCCCUAUGUGGGACACUCAAUCCCAUUCAAGUGGGAAGAGAUCCACCAGAAUGAGUAAAGUUAGAAGCUCUUCGAAUGGUAGUGAUAGGACAACUUUACUGCAUGUAGACCGGUGCAGCGUCUCCAAGGUGGUAAUCAUUUUGCACUCAUUGGCAAAGUUGGGGGUGGUACACGUGGAGUUUCUUUCCCUUUGUUGUUUUGUUCUGAGGGAACAUCUUAUGGCGUUGAAUAGCUUAGACAUCUGCAACGUCAUGUAUUCAUUUUCAAAGAUGAUCCCUCUGUCGAGUGGGAGGAAGAAGCACGAUCGGGUUAGUCUUCUUAGAAGAGUUAGAAGCAAAGCUUUCCAGUCCUAUGUCGACACUGUAGUGAAGUGCACCGAGGUGUAUACACCCCGUUAUGGAAACGCAACAAAUUUGCACAAUACGUAUGAUUCACUUUUACGGAAUAAUGUGGAGGGACAACUGAAUCAGUUACACAGGGAGAUCGAAGGGGAGGUAGUUAAGUUGUCCAUGCAGAUUGGCUCAUUGAUGCAGAGGGAACAUGUCCUGGGUAAUUUUACAGCUCUGCAAAUUUCCUCUCUAGCGCUUUCCAUGGCAAAGUUGAAUCUGAAUUUUUACGGCUCUUUUUACGCCAUGAAUAGGGUGGUCCACCACCUGUGGAAGGACUUUUCCCUGCACAGCAUUGCGGAUUUCCUGUUCGGAGUGAACGAGAAGAACAUCUCGGAUGAGCAGGUCACUCUGCUGUUGUGUUACCAGUUUGUGCGUCUCGUUUAUGCCAAGUAUUGUUCCUCCUUAAUGAAGAAAAGGGACUCUUUUUCGGAAAAUCACCUGAACAUGGUCAGGCAAAAUAGGGAACAUAUUUACUUCUUUGAGAAGACGCAAAAGAGGGUGCAUUUUUUAGACGCAAAGGAUUGCUCCUUUGUAGUUCGCAUUUUCCAAUCUUUGGCCAAGUCGGAGGUGCUGGUUGGGGGGGGUACGGUUUCCUUGACUGGCCCUCUGGGGGUGUGCUUUCCCUACGAUGUAUACGCGUUGGGUAAGCAUAGCGGAAAAUUGAAUGGCAUUUCUAGUGACCAGCGGGGUGAUAAGUUAAUUAACCCCCCCCAUCGGCACACUGGAGAAGACCCCCGUUGUUACGAAGAAGGUGUGGGAAGUAACCCCUGGGAAAAACUGAACGAAUACCCAAAUGGAGCUAACCCAACCUUCAGCACCUUUGAAGAGAGUGCCCAAGUGAUCAGGCAACACACCACGCGUACCUUGCACCAUGUCAUUUGGCAACAUUUGGAUUUACUUCCCUUCGAGAGCAAGUCCAUGUUGUGUUACUUUUCUCUGCACGUGCUCGACUUUAUGUUUCCCAUGGGGGGGGGUGUUCCCCACAAUGGUGACUCAUUUUACCUGACCUGUGCAGGCAAAAUGAAAGUUCCAAAUUUUUUUGAUGGGAGCAUUUUAUCCCGGAUGAGCAGAAGCCUCUUCGCAAGGUUGUUGUUUCACGUGUGGGAAUCUAUGGAUCAUAAUUCGCUUAGUGAAGUUACCAUGCGACAGAUUCAUAUAUGCAUUUUGAGCUUUUACCUGGACGUUAUGGGGUUGGUGCGAACGUGGUGGGUCCCCCCAGACGAUAUGCCGAGAUCGUACUGUGUGACCUCAUCGGAGGGGAGCAGCACGAAGAAGUCACUGGAGAAGAAGCCUCCUGCCAAGUGGAGUGAAAAAAUGUUUCAUUACUUCUCCUUGGGGAAGCUCCAGAAGUUGAACGCCUUUUUGGACCUCGCUAGGGUGCGAAGCUGCCAGCAGAAGGAGAUGACCCUGACGUCGAGGACGCAUGCCGAGGUGUACAACUGUCUGAGGAGGAUGAUCGAAGAUUUGAACGGAGCAGGAAAAAGGCGCGUGCUGCACAGCUCCGAGGUGAUAGUUGGACCAUUCGUACUGGAUUGUGUCAUUGAACCGGACGAUUGGGAAGGAGGAAACAUCCCUUCCCAACAGGACGCUGCUUUGGUAUGA
Plasmodium coatneyi is the source of this 2772-nucleotide messenger RNA. RefSeq lists its product as uncharacterized. The transcript has 3 exons. NCBI's taxonomy places the organism in Eukaryota, Apicomplexa, Aconoidasida, Haemosporida, Plasmodiidae. The coding region runs from base 1 to 2772 and encodes 923 amino acids. The record is from RefSeq and is a predicted model, not a curated record.